GAACGUAGAAGGGGAAGUGCUAUAGCUGGCAGAAGGUGAGGAAGGCCGGCGAGCGCUUCAACCGCAUUUCAUUUCUUUCCUCUUUUCAAAAUAACCCAUUUUUCCUCUCCAUCUUUCUCUUUCUAACCCCAUUUUCCUCCCAUCUUUCUCUCUUUCUCUCUGCUCCUGCAAUUUGGGAUCUCUCCACUCUGCAUUUUCCCCAUUUUCCCUCCCCCUUUUCAAGAAUUCAGAUCCCCCAUUCUCUUGUUUCCUCUCUAAUCUUCAUUACCCUUGAUGGGUUUCUCUUGAUUUUCUGAUUUCUUCAUUCUUUUUUUCUUUUUUUUCUUUUUCUGUUGCUGGGCCUGAUGAACAAUCGAUUCUGAGGAAGGAGAAGAAGAAAGGAACAGACCCAUUUCGAGUAAGGCAUUGUAGUUUUGGGGGUUCAGAUCUGGUGCUUCGAGAUGAGUGCGUCCAGGUUUAUAAAGUGCGUAACGGUUGGUGAUGGUGCUGUGGGUAAAACCUGUAUGUUGAUUUCCUAUACGAGUAACACUUUCCCCACGGACUACGUGCCUACCGUUUUUGACAAUUUCAGUGCCAAUGUGGUGGUUGAUGGAAGCACGGUCAACCUAGGAUUAUGGGAUACUGCUGGUCAAGAGGAUUACAAUAGAUUAAGACCACUAAGCUAUAGAGGUGCUGAUGUUUUUAUUCUUGCUUUCUCUCUCAUAAGCAAGGCCAGCUAUGAAAAUGUUGCCAAGAAGUGGAUUCCUGAAUUGAGACAUUAUGCACCUGGUGUUCCAAUAGUUCUUGUUGGAACUAAACUUGAUCUUCGGGAUGACAAGCAGUUCUUUGUAGACCACCCUGGUGCAGUACCCAUUUCCACUGUUCAGGGAGAGGAGUUGAGAAAAGUUAUUGGAGCCCCGGCAUACAUCGAGUGUAGUUCAAAAACCCAGCAGAAUGUGAAAGGAGUGUUCGAUGCAGCCAUUAAAGUGGUGCUCCAGCCGCCGAAGUCUAAGAAGAAGAAGAAGAAGUCACAGAAUGUCUGUUCCAUCUUAUGAUCGCAGAAGGAAGUGCUUUUGCUUGUGCCGAAGGAACGACGACUUCAUAUGUACUCGCCUUUUUCUCAGCAUAUCUUUAAUCCAUGUCAUCCCAAGGAAGCGGCGAAUGAUGGACUGUAUCGUAUACGGCCCCAAGCUGACAUUCCAAAAUGCAAAUAGAACAGUGAUGAUGUUUGUUUCUUAUUUUGCAAUCAGUUUGUUAGUGAUGACCAACAUUGCUAACCCCAAUUUGUCUGUUUGAAUUGUUCAUGUAUUAAUGAGAUACUUAAAAGAACUGCUCCCUGGGCAUGAACAUGGUUGGUACUGGUAACAUAUUUUGUCUAAUUCCAUUCACAUGAUGAUAUUUCUCUGACA
Molecule: messenger RNA, 1388 nt
Organism: Benincasa hispida (wax gourd)
Lineage: Eukaryota; Viridiplantae; Streptophyta; Magnoliopsida; Cucurbitales; Cucurbitaceae
Product: rac-like GTP-binding protein 5
Biological process (GO): small GTPase-mediated signal transduction
Molecular function (GO): GTPase activity; GTP binding
Source: RefSeq, a predicted model, not a curated record